UGGGUUUGUUUUUUCUGGUGUUAGGUCGAAUCCUAAUCCCGUAACUCAUUGUUUUGUAUCCAUCUUCAGUUUGUAUUAUUAUCCUCUCAUCCAUAAUUUUCCAGAAAAUCUGAAACAUAUAUAAAUAAAUUUAUAUUCCAAAAUAAAAUAAAAAAUAAUAAUUACCGGAUUGAUCUCGUUCUUAUUCUCCCACGCCCACUCUGAAUCAGAAACCCUAAUCGGUGGUGUGUGGCACUUGAGAGAGUAAGAAGAAGCAUUAAGCAUAGCACUCUGAGAAAAAGAUGAAGGGUCUCUUCAAGUCCAAGCCUCGCACCCCUGCUGAUAUAGUGCGCCAAACCAGAGAUCUUCUACUCUUCGUUGAUCGCAGCCCCGAAACCCGCGAAAGCAAGCGCGAAGAGAAGCAGAUGUCAGAGCUGUGUAAAAAUAUCAGGGAGCUAAAGUCAAUCCUGUAUGGAAAUAGUGAAUCCGAACCAGUCUCUGAAGCUUGUGCACAGUUGACUCAGGAGUUUUUUAAAGAGGACACAUUGCGACUGCUUAUCAAAUGUCUUCCAAAAUUGAAUUUGGAGGCCAGAAAAGAUGCCACUCAAGUUGUUGCAAAUUUACAAAGGCAACAAGUUCAGUCUAAGUUGAUUGCAUCUGAUUACCUGGAGAAAAAUAUGGAUCUUAUGGAUAUUUUGAUAGUUGGGUAUGAAAACACAGAUAUGGCUUUACACUAUGGUGCAAUGUUGAGGGAGUGCAUAAGACACCAGAUUGUUGCAAAAUAUGUUCUGAACUCACCACACAUGAAGAAGUUUUUUGACUACAUUCAACUUCCAAAUUUUGACAUUGCUGCGGAUGCUGCAGCAACUUUUAAGGAGCUUUUGACAAGACAUAAAUCUACUGUAGCUGAAUUCCUUUCUAAGAAUUAUGAAUGGUUUUUUGCAGAAUAUAACACUAAGCUGUUGGAAUCUUCCAAUUAUAUUACAAGGCGCCAAGCUGUCAAGUUGUUGGGAGAUAUAUUACUUGAUCGUUCAAAUUCAGCUGUAAUGACACGAUAUGUGAGCUCAAGAGACAACUUGAGGAUUUUAAUGAAUCUUCUAAGAGAAUCAAGCAAGAGCAUACAGAUAGAAGCAUUUCAUGUUUUCAAGUUAUUUGCUGCUAACCAAAAUAAGCCAGCUGAUAUCAUCAGUAUAUUUGUUGCAAACCAAAGUAAGAUUCUGAGACUUCUGGAUGACUUCAAAUUGGAUAAAGAGGAUGAACAAUUUGAAGCUGAUAAAGCUCAAGUGAUGAAGGAAAUUGCUGCUCUUGAACCUAGGGAACAACGCACCUGAGCUGCAAAUUGUGUUAAGUGGCAAGUUGCAAUGUGGCAUUUCACUUUGGUGAAUUCUGUAUUUUAAUAGUUCUGUUAGUCUUCAUGAAGAUGAAACUAUAAUUUCAUACAGAUUUCGAUGCUUCCAUUCUGUAAUUUUAUAACCGUCCUGUAAAACUGUAGAUAAAUAAAUUGCUUAAAUGAGCUACACGCGGUAUAUGGCUUUUUAGGUGGAAGAAAGUAAUAAAGGUCUUCCUAGGUGCCGUGUAAAUUAUAAAUUGUGCGAGGUCGUGCUAUAAUCUUACCGUCACAUAUUUAUUUGACUGACCUACUUAUGCAUGAUAUGGCCUUCUCUGCUUUUGUUACCUUCCACUAGCUGCUGAUCCAGUUGUAGUUGUCCUACCUUAGAUUUUUGGUAUAAGCCCUUGUCGCUACUUCGAUGAAGUUGAGCUGUUGUGGAGGUGGAUGAGAUCUUCUGUGUUUCCUAUUGAAGUUGUUCAAGAUAAGGAGAUAGGCGUUUGCCUUAGGCAUUCAGGGCAGGCAUAUAAAGGGUAAGUAUACCAGUGGUG
Molecule: messenger RNA, 1857 nt
Organism: Abrus precatorius (Indian licorice)
Lineage: Eukaryota; Viridiplantae; Streptophyta; Magnoliopsida; Fabales; Fabaceae
Product: putative MO25-like protein At5g47540
Exons: 11
Coding region: 282-1310 (342 amino acids)
Biological process (GO): intracellular signal transduction
Molecular function (GO): protein serine/threonine kinase activator activity
Source: RefSeq, a predicted model, not a curated record